UACCGUGCAAACGUUUUAGCUGAGACUAUGGCUUGAUAGGGUUCGGCCUGUGAUGGAGUGGUGCAGUAGUCCAUUGGAACUGCCACAGGCAGUGCGGGAGGUGGACGCCGUCUCCUGGUCACAGGACCAGCGAAUUGCAGUCACCUCUUCUGCCAUUGUCUACAUACUUACUCUAACGAGGCAUCGUUCGUCUUCUUCUCUCCCUCUCUCCAUCACCACUGCCUCUCGUCUACCAUGUUCCCAGAACCCAGCUCCUCCCCCCUCCACUUCCCUCUAUCAACCCGCCCAGGACACCCUGGAUUUCUCCCUCUACUUUGACCCCACCCUCAUCCCAAGCCACACCCCCUCUGCUCACUGGGAGAGUGGGUGGAGCCCCGCAGGCUGCGACAUCAUUGGGGGGUGUCUUUUGUCAGUGUUGACUGUUGGUGGUGAGUUGUGGCUCCUCACCCCCCCUGGGUCCCAAGCCAUGAAAUGGCACGUUUCCACAAACCUUAAUGGACCAGAGCCAAACAAAUACAGGUACACCACAUUCCACUGGUUUCAGCAUAUCAUUCCUGCCAAGAAUGGAGUGGGCGGAGUUGCACUCGUUGCCUUGGCAACAAGGAGUUGCAUCCGAGUGGUAGCUUUGACGGUGCCAGUUCACAGGAGCAGAGAGCCAGAUUGGCAGGCAGUGUGGGAGGGGCAGGUGGAAGGAGAUGGAUGGCCAUGCAGAUUGAGAUGGAACCACACCCACUCCGCUGAUGGGAAGGUUCACCUGGCAGUGGGGAAGAACGGGGGAAAGUUGGUCAUUCUCUCGUGGCCUCUGCCGACAGAAUGGGGCGGAGCUAAUCAAUGGGCAGAGCCAGAUAUCACGGUGGUGUGGGGGGAAGAAGAUGGGAUGGCAGUUAGACACAUUGCAUGGCAGCUACAUCCGACAAACGAGGAGCUGCCAUGGCUUGUGUUUGCUAAAUCUUCAACUCUUAUUGCGGUGCAACUUCCACCUGUCCCAUCCGAGGAUAGACCGACCCAUAUUACCAUAUAUGGAGUCCACUCCCGCUCAGUGUCAGGGCUGACCUGUCUCCAUGGAAACCAGUUCAUUUCCUGUUCUCUGGACGGAUCUGUUGCAAAGUUCACACUCACUGAAUCACAUGAGAGUCAUGUGACCUCAACUGGAUCACAUGAGAGUCAUGUGACCCCGACGGCAGUGGAGAUAGGGACGGUGUGUGGUGAGAGGCAGAUGCAGGGUCUGGCAGUCUCUGAACAUGGACUCUUUGCUGCCUUCCUCACAAGUGAGGGUGGGGCAUCAGUAUCCAGCAAACAAAAGAACACCAGUCACCUUCAUUUCUCUCCCCUCCUUCCUCUCUCCCACAUUCAUCCAAACACUGUCAGUGUGUCAUGGGACUUCUGGGAAGCCAUAAGACAGCACCGUGUUUCCAAGCAACCGUUGCCCGAAAACAUACCAUCAUCUGCCGCAAGGGAGGAUGGGGAGGUGUGCUGAUGGAACAUGUACUGAGGGUACUAGGGGAGUGUGGGGUGAAGGAGGAGGAGAAAGGAAAACACACCAAAUGUGACCAUUAAUUAACUGAAUUUGACAACACCGUCACACAAUAUUAUUGCGCAUGCAUUUCUGCUUAGUUCGAAAAACUCAUUAAACAGCUGGUAUACUGCUGAUCUCUGCCGCUGCAGUGUCUUUGAAGAUAAUGUGUCAGUGGGUGGAGUCUAGUCAUCUUGCCCCGCCCCAUAUAUUGCCAGUCGCCGGGAUUAUACCGUGUGCAUGGCAACUGGAGAAUGGACCGGAGACUGAAACAUGUCCAGUCUGCCACACAGCUAUUCCCUCUUUACAAACCCUCGGAGUGAGACUUGUGCCAACGGACAUUCUUGGGAGAGGUGCUGUGUCACAUUGCUACUGGCAACUAGCUCCCUCUGUGGCUGUUGCCGUGGCUGUGGAGCCGUUUCCCACAAUCCACUUUCCCUCCCCACCGCCUCAAAUGGAUCAUGGUUCAGUCACCUUCUUUCAAAGGGAAGAUGCACUUUUUGUCGCAGCUUUUUUGAUCUAGUCACUUGAUCAUUCAUCAUUCAUUUUGUAUGUGUGCUGAAAAAUAAAUAACACAAAACAUACUAGAACAUUGGUUUAUUCUUUUUGUUCUGGUGGGGUGGAGUCUAUUUCUGAAGCUCCGCCCCCUAGUCGGCAGGUGGCUGGGACCAUACAAUGCUUCGCAGCGUCUCUCGAACGAUGCAGCCAUAGAGCGAGCGACUUCAUCAAACACAAUAUUUCCCAACUUGGCAUAGACAAUUGAGCGAAAUUCAAACAUUACCUGCAAACACAACAGACAAU
Messenger RNA from Geodia barretti, 2314 nucleotides. NCBI's taxonomy places the organism in Eukaryota, Metazoa, Porifera, Demospongiae, Tetractinellida, Geodiidae. The record is from the annotation of a GenBank genome assembly.